This is a messenger RNA of Colletotrichum chrysophilum, 426 nucleotides long. RefSeq lists its product as uncharacterized. Gene Ontology annotation, molecular function: S-adenosylmethionine-dependent methyltransferase activity. The transcript is spliced from 2 exons. NCBI's taxonomy places the organism in Eukaryota, Fungi, Ascomycota, Sordariomycetes, Glomerellales, Glomerellaceae. The coding region runs from base 1 to 426 and encodes 141 amino acids. The record is from RefSeq and is a predicted model, not a curated record.
AUGGGCAGAGCUGAGUUCGGCAACGCAAUCUACUUCCCACUGUUUCUCCAGUGGUUUUACGACACCCUCGUCCUUGGGUUCAUCUGCCCCCGCGCCUGGGGAUGUCCCGAGGAUGUUCUUCAGGGACACUACAGCAAACACGUCAGCUCCCUUUCUGCGGUGCCCCGCCCCCGCCUGCUUGACAUUGGUGUCGGCACAGGCCACUUCAUCGAACACGCCCCUUUGGCUUUGGGCACAACAGUGAUCCUAGCCGAUAUCAAUGAAAACCCCCUCACCGAGGCUCGAGGACGCAUCAAACGCACACACAAAGAUGUGGAUGUUGAUGUGGUCCUAGCAGAUGUCUUUGAACUUGGUGACGACAAAACAUCAUCAUCAGAGAAGGGUGCCGUAAAGGAGAAGCAGUCGCGCGCCUGUGCCGACUGUUGA